Diceros bicornis minor is the source of this 889-nucleotide messenger RNA. RefSeq names its product elongation factor 1 (gene ELOF1). NCBI's taxonomy places the organism in Eukaryota, Metazoa, Chordata, Mammalia, Perissodactyla, Rhinocerotidae. The record is from RefSeq and is a predicted model, not a curated record. Gene Ontology annotation, cellular component: transcription elongation factor complex. The transcript is spliced from 4 exons. Gene Ontology annotation, biological process: transcription elongation by RNA polymerase II. The coding region runs from base 73 to 324 and encodes 83 amino acids. Gene Ontology annotation, molecular function: RNA polymerase II complex binding.
AGUCACUGUCUCCCGGGUGAACGAGGCUGUGGCAACGAGGGGCGGCGAGUGCAGGGUCGCCUUCCUGCAGACAUGGGGCGCCGAAAGUCCAAACGGAAGCCGCCUCCCAAGAAGAAGAUGACAGGCACCCUAGAGACCCAGUUCACCUGCCCCUUCUGCAACCACGAGAAGUCUUGUGACGUGAAAAUGGACCGUGCCCGCAACACUGGAGUCAUCUCUUGUACCGUGUGCCUAGAGGAAUUCCAGACGCCUAUCACAUAUCUGUCAGAACCGGUGGACGUGUACAGCGAUUGGAUAGACGCCUGCGAGGCGGCCAAUCAGUAGCAUCGCAGAGGAACCGCCCCCGUGGCAGCCCCGCCUGCGUGUGCCCGCCCACUGGGUACCAAUCCAGAGACAUUCCAGGGUCCAGGGGGUGGGUCCAGGGCCUAUGCAGCCCUGUGUGUGUGUGUGUGGAGUGGGUGUGAGUGUGUGUGUGUGGCCGUGGGGUGUGCUUGUGGGCACAGGGUGGAGUUGAGGGGGAGCUGCUGGGCCCCGGGGGCCUGACCUGCCUCCCUUGGCUCUGCAAGUCUUGGACUUGCUCCCUCCCGUCCCUGUGCGGCCUGCCUGGCUCCUCCAGGCCGGCGUCCUGACACCCUGGGCCAGGGCAAGCCCCGAAGAGGCUGCCUCAGGACUCUCCAGCCUCCUCCCCCACUCACCCGUCGGAACUGGACUGCCUGCCCUCCUUCCCUGCCUUCCAAGGCCAGUGGCCCGGGACUUGAAGCCACACUCCCACAGGCCCCCUGGCAGGGCAGCCCCCGGGUCAUUUUUAGUUGCUUUUGUAGAGGAGGGAGGGGCUGGUCCCGGGCAGCUGUCAGUCACGCACUCUUAAAUAAAGCAGAGAUACAAACUC